Linum trigynum is the source of this 537-nucleotide messenger RNA. NCBI's taxonomy places the organism in Eukaryota, Viridiplantae, Streptophyta, Magnoliopsida, Malpighiales, Linaceae. The record is from the annotation of a GenBank genome assembly.
AUGGUUGCUUACAGGUACCACCAGUACCAGGUCGUUGGGCGAGCUCUGCCGACGGAGAACGAUGAGCACCCGAAGAUCUAUAGGAUGAAGCUCUGGAAUACGAAUGAGGUUCGCGCCAAGUCCAAGUUCUGGUACUUCUUGAGGAAGCUGAAGAAGGUCAAGAAAAGCAACGGGCAGAUUCUUGCUAUCAACGAGAUCUUCGAGAAGAACCCCACGAAGAUCAACAACUAUGGCAUUUGGCUGCGCUACCAAAGCAGGACAGGUUACCACAACAUGUACAAGGAAUUCCGUGACACCACUCUGAAUGGUGCUGUGGAACAGAUGUACAGCGAGAUGGCUUCUCGCCACAGGGUCAGAUCCCCUUGCAUCCAGCUCAUCAAGACCGCAACCAUCCCCGCUAAGCUGUGCAAGAGGGAGAGCACCAAGCAGUUCCACAACUCCAAGAUCAAGUUCCCCUUGGUGUUCAAGAAGGUUAGACCACCAACCAGAAAGCUGAAGACCACAUACAAGGCAUCCAGACCCAACUUAUUUGUCUAA